Molecule: messenger RNA, 6301 nt
Organism: Spirodela intermedia
Lineage: Eukaryota; Viridiplantae; Streptophyta; Magnoliopsida; Alismatales; Araceae
Source: the annotation of a GenBank genome assembly
AUGGGUUGGAGGUACAAGGCGGGGCUGGUGCUCAUCGGGACCGUGGUCAUCAUCUGGGUCACCUCCGCCGAAGUCACGCAGGUUCUCUCCGCUAGAUCUCUUCCUCUUCGCUCCCUUUCGAAAUCCGAAUUCGAUUUCAUCGAUUGCCUGCAUCUUCCUCGCUAAUCGACUGCACCCUCAGUUCUCUCCCCCUCAUUCAUCUCCCCCAUCUCUCUAUCUCUGCUUCGACUGCACCCUCAGUUCUCUAUUUCUCUAUCUUUCUCUCUGUAUCUCUGUUCUUUUUUCGUGGAUGAAUCUGUGAUAUGGUGUUUCUGCUGGCUGUAGAACAAAGAUAAUUCAGUCUGGGGCCCCUAAUCCUUCCUCUGUGAGGCAUAUAUGAUUGAACUUUCCUUGAAAACUUCCAAUCGGCUGGAUUACUAGUGCUACAUAGCUCAAUAUUGCUGAGUGAGACUUGUGCUCGUGGAAGCCAGCCGACAGUCGCCUUGCUAUGAUUCUGAACUUCGUUGGGAGAAAAGAAGAGGCCAGAUCUAAAUCUGGGGGGGGAGGGGAUUAAUGUAAUCUCUGAGCUCUACAAGAAUGUAGUCAAAGCUCCAGAAGAAAUUCUUCUGAGCAGUCCCAUUAAAGCUACCCAUUCCCUUUGAGUAUCCAAUGCCAUCAUAAUACCAUGGUUUCUAUGGAAGGUGCUUCUGUCGAAUAGGUGAUCAUACCCUGCUCCCCUGCAUAGAUCGUAUAACAUUUUGAUGGUUUUCUGAGUAUCAGUCGACCUGGUCAGCAGAAGGAAGACAUCUAAUGAGGUUCUCUCCAAUGGGAUCCUCAUUUUCAAUGGAGAUCGGAAUCCCCAGAUCUCAGGGACUGCAUGGUGCCUACAUUGAUAGCUGGUAACGAGCUGGUCUCAUGCAGCUGUGAGGCUGCACUGUGUCCUUCAUCUCCUGGUAAUCUUAUGAAUCCGAAUCUGGGCAAGGAAAUUUCUCCUAGUAGGCUAGGAGGAUGUCAAAGAUGUCUAGUUUAUUCUGCUUGACAGGAUUGAAAUUUGGGGUUCAAAUCUCUUUUAUAUGGAGGUUUAGAUAGCCUAGUAAGGGCUACGAAAUUAUCCCUUAUGGUUCAAGAAAUUAGAUAAUGAUCGAGAUAGUUGGUUAUCAUGGUGAGAGAUUGUGAAGGGCGGGCAUCAGAUGGUCAAUAAACUCCUUGUUUUGAAAUGUGGCGUUUGGAAUUAACCUGAUCUUCUGAAGAUCUGUGGGCAGGGUUCCGAGAUGAAAAGCAGAUGAAUCGAAUUAAAGAAAAUGUGAGCGAGCAUGGAUCGGUAUGUUUCAGGCAGACUGGUCAUAUUUCAGUCCUCUCUCUCUCUCCCUCUCUCUCCGGUCAUAUUUGCAAGACAAAUACUUUUAGUAAAUUUACCUUCUUUAUUUGAUAUUGAAAGGGGAGGAAGGGAAAAUCUUCAAAGGCUUUUGCCAACUGCAAGCUGGUUCUAUUCUCAGUGGCAACAGAACGCUAAGAAGAACUCAUCCGGGCCACAGUCAAGAUUAGUGAAUCUACAAGGACAAUUUGACUAACCUGAAUAAAGGAUUGAAUAAAUGUAUUAUAAUGCAGUUUAGUGUUUACGAGUAAGCCCCAACCUGUGGGAUCCUUAGCAUUUAGUUCUUUCCCUCAGCUCCUAAAUUGUGGCCCAACUUUGGUACUUGUCACCUUCCUCCUAAAUAGUUAAUGUUCUUGCAAGCUGAAAAAGUUGGCUCACUUUGAGCUAGAAUGAUUGUCCUUCAAUUCUUACCACUUCAAUUGGUGGGGUAGAAAAGAAGAAUUCUUCAAAGUUGUAUGGAUCAUGGACCGAUGCUAGAAGAGCCAGUCUAAGACUUUGAUGACUGAAAUAUGAGUGGUUUGCCAAGAAGGAGCAUAUUUGAGUUUCAAUUUUUUGCUCUUUUUCUGGAUGAUUUGACCAUAUGUAUCCGAGAGAAAAACGCCUCAUCAUGUAUUAUUCUUGGUUUAACUCAAUUCCUUCAUAAGACUUCAAGAGACCUAAUGGUACCUUCAUCACUGAGAUUCCUAAUGAGGUAACUUUUGAAGGAGCCUUUUUCAACCUGUGUGCUCAUUAUAUUUCAUGUAAAGUUUUUCUGUAUCGUCUUCUUUGCUUCUGAUACAAAAAGAAAGGGAUGGGGCAGGUUUUUCGUCUUCAAGUAGGCAGAAAUGUGUCUGAGUUUUUCUAUGUUCGUCUGGGCAAACUAUCGUACCUGUUCCAUCUGUUUUUUCUCGAUGCUUGUCGUCAUUUCUUUUAUUUCUAUGCACGCCCUGGAAUUUGAUGUAUUUCUGAUGCUGAAAUCAGCUAACAUUGUUGUUUCUUGAUGCUUGUUACCAGAUCAACUGUUGUACAAGUUGUUCAAUCCUUUAUCUUGAUGGGUAUUUAAUAAUUAUAAAACUGUUUGAAGCCUUGCAUAUCAUGGACAUUUGAACUUUCAAUUAUCUGAUGGAGUCUAUAUACCAAAUUUCCUUAUCAUUUGUGUUGGUGUGUACUCUGAGAGGUUUGAAUUAGGCGCUUAAUACUUGUUACAGGUGCAGUACCUUGGGUUUUUAUCAGCUUUAGGUGGUGGAUAUGCGCACUAUGUAUUGAUGAUCACUUGGGUGGACUGGUGCUUAUGGUUCAAGAAAUAAUGCCUCAAUGAUAUUAUGUUUUCUGUGGUUCUGCUAGACGAUUUCCCAUUCAUUUUUCACGUAAACCAGCAGCUCUAAUCAGAACUGAAAAUCAUGACGGUUAUCUUACCAUGAGGAUGUAGUCUUCUUUAAUAAUAUAAAACUUUAACACUCUAAUCCAUUCUCAAUGGAGUCAGCAAUUGCUAUUGAUAUCAAGUAUUCUAGAGAUUGGUUGCUUUUACCUUUCCUGAUCGCAAGAGCAUUUAGUCAUUUUCUAUGAUAUUCUUGGAGGAUAGAAAAAAAUCUAUUUCUGGCAUUUACCGUCUCUUUGCUUCUGUUUGUGGUUAUGAUCCUUGUAGCUUGCCAGUAUGGUGAUGUUUUGUUAAGUUUUCCUCAUGCUGCUGCUUAAUACUGUUUAGUAUUGUCGUCUGUGCAGAGCAUAUUUAAUGACUACAGACAACCAUUUGCUAUUACUUAUUUGGGAGCCUCACUUAUGGUGGUGUAUCUACCCAUUUCAUUCAUUAAGGAUUGGCUGUGCGGUGUAUUCAGAAAGCAUUCUCGCCGAAGCAGUAGGAAUGUAGAGCUUGCGCGAAAAUCUUCUGGGAUACUCGCUCCUCCUCUUAACUAUGUUGAAAUGGAAAAGACACUGGAAAUGGAGUUGCAAAGCUCUUUAGCUCGGAAGGACAGUGAACCGGACCUCUCUUCACAGGAAGAGGGAGUACCCUUUAUUGCUAAACGCAAAGAUGAAGUUGAUUCAGUGAGGACGAAGAAGGAGUUCACCACGAAGGAAAUUGCUAUGUAUGGUCUUUAUCUGGCCCCUAUAUGGUUUAUGACUGAGGUGAGGCUGUUGAUCUCUCUACUCAACAAUUUGUCGAUCCUUUCAUAUCAGAUUGAGUAUAAUAUCAUGACCUUAAACUCCCAAUCACGAUUAUGUUUUUCACCCACCGUUUAGUUUAUCUCACUGCCACUGUUAAUUUAUCCCACUGUGUUCAGAGGUUAUAUGGUUCUGCUCUAUUUCAAUAAAAUCAUCAACUUUUCUUCAGUGUGGUAGUAAUAUUAAUUUCCCUGUUAAAUUCAGUAUUUAUCAAAUGCUGCACUUGCUCGGACCAGUGUUGCAAGUACAACAGUACUAUCAUCAACCUCUGGGCUCUUCACACUUUUUAUCAGUGUUCUCAUGGGGCAAGACUCGCUAAAUGUCGCAAAAGUUGUUGCCGUAUUGGUGAGCAUGGCCGGUGUUGCCAUGACAACCUUGGGCAAGACUUGGGCGGCAGAUGAGUCACGAUUGAACCCUUCUACGUAAGCUCCCAUGUCUGUAAUCUUUUUAUUGGACUCCUUGGAAUUCUGAGCUUUUGGUUCCAUGUUGGGCAGCCAGGCAUUACUUCUCCAGGAAGCAAAACUUUUCCUAAGCAGCUUAUGGUAUUUUAUCAAUGGCAUUUGAAGUUCCUUUCCAUGUGCAGAGUUGGAGAGCGGUCCUUAGUAGGAGAUCUUUUCAGCUUUCUUUCGGCUAUGUCGUAUGGUCUGUUCACGGGUGAGAUGCCUUUCGGGCUCUUCGGAUUGUUGUUGUUGUUGUCGUUUUGGGGCGGGAUUCUUCUUGUUGUUUAUUUGUUGAUGAUCAAUUAUAUAAUGGAAGUGGUGAUGCAGUGCUCCUCAAGAAGUUUGCUGGGGAGGAGGGUGAAGAAGUUGACGUCCAAAAACUAUUUGGAUAUGUGGGGCUGUUCACCCUUGUCGCCCUGUGGUGGCUCGGUAAGCCUCUCUUGGAAACUUUCAUCUUCCCUGAUCUGGAUCUUAAUCACUUGAAGAAUGUGUUACUGUUUAUCCCUUUAUUAUGAACAGUUCUCUUGCUUGCUGUGAGCCAUUGAUUUGAGUUGAAUCGAUGAGCUACUUACCUCUGUCACCCUGGGCCAGUUUUUUCCCUUAUAGUUUCAUAUUUUAUUCUUGCUUGUUUUCUCCUUAUGGAAAGCUAUACUCAGUCCCCAAAACUCUCUCUCACUAAUGCACACAAAACUCACAAAUUAUAUCAUGAACCUACGUUUUGAUCUAGUUUUCUUUCUUUGUUCGUGUGGUGAGAAAAUGGAUAAAUGUGAGGUUGCCAUGGGUACCAAACCUUCAGCGUAGCUAAUGAAAGCAUAUUAGAUAAUAUGGAAGAUUGAGCUUUAGGAAGCAUUCCCAAAGAAAACAUGUCAAUUAAAUCAAAACUAUCAGGAAAUUAUGACAAUUUGAACGUGGGUAGACCCACCCCUCUUAAGGACCCUUCUCAUUCAUCACGCCAUCUGGUGUAUCUUAUGUGGCUCAUCUUCAGGCUCCGUUUGGUGCACAUGGUCUUGGUUUAUCAUGCUAUUUCCCCAUCUGAGAGGAAGAAAAGGAUACUCGGCUCUACUCACCUACUCUGGUGAUUGCUCUCAAAUCGAUCUUUUGGAAGGUAAAAAUGCAAAAGGGGAAAUUAAGCAGGAACUUACAUGCAAUGGGGUAACAUUUUUGGAACCUGAAAAAGAAAUAAUAUUGGAGAGAGCAGGUAGGGAAUUUUAUUCAUUAAAACAUCAUUCUUAAUGAAUGAUAUUACACUGGGCCCAUACAAGAGAAGGCCUGUUGAGGCCAUAAGCACAAUGUACCAAUAACCAUCUCUUUGGGAUCUUCCUGGAGUGAAUGGGAUCUCAAGGGAAAACGUUCUAUGUAUACUUUGUAAGAAAUAAAUAAAUUUGCUCAUGUUUCCAAUUGACAUUGCUUUCCAUAGUAAUUUCGUUUGAAGAGUAUGUUUUUAACAGGUAUUUAUUACAGUAAUUCUUUCAUCUCUCUUUUCUAGUAUGGCCACUGACCGCUCUGGGGAUCGAGCCCAAGUUCACAAUCCCUCACUCUGCUAAAAUGGAGGAGGUUGUGCUUGUGAACGGCUUUGUGGGAAGCGUCCUCUCAGACUACUUUUGGUAUGGCAAUCAUGGCAUGUCUUUGAAGCUCGCGCAUGCAUGUGUAUCCUCAUGAGUGUGACUCACCGCUAACAGGGCACUCUGCGUCGUCUGGACCACCCCGCUGGUGGCCACACUGGGCAUGUCCCUCACCAUACCCCUUGCCAUGGUCGCCGACAUGAUGAUUCAUGGCCGCCACUACUCAGCCAUCUAUGUGCUCGGCUCAGCUCAGGUAUCCUUUCUAAGUUUGGUUAAUUGUUGCCCACUUGACAUACGCUCCAUCAGGAGAAACAAACCUGACAAACUGUGGGCAUCCUCUGUCAUGAGUAGAGGCAGGCCCAGAGAAGGAGGGGGUGGGGGUUAGCACUAUUAGGAGCUUGCUGGGGUACUCCCAUUUUUCUUCUGCCAAGACCUAGUCAAGGGGGGCGUACCAGCCUUCACAUCUACGGUUUGGGGUGGGUGGGAUUUUUUUCUUCUCUGGGUCUAUCUCUUCUAUCCGAAUCGAGAAAAGGUUUCCGGGCUAGUCUGUCUGGCCCAUUAAUAGCCCUUGAUUUCCUCAAUGAUGUAGAGUUACAAAUAACUGAUCUCAGACUUUGUGGCAAAGCUUUUAGAAGUGCCUUUGCCCUCAUAUAAAUUUCAAGAAAUAACUGUUAUUUAUGGAUAUUGAGAUAAAUCUACUUACCCAUUCUUCCCUGAAUUGCUGUUCUUUCUUCUCUCGGUAGGUUUUUGCUGGGUUUGUGAUAGCCAAUGCUGCGGACUGGCUUGCCCGGAAGCUUGGCUUCUAA